Messenger RNA from Daphnia carinata, 1289 nucleotides. RefSeq lists its product as uncharacterized. Lineage: Eukaryota; Metazoa; Arthropoda; Branchiopoda; Diplostraca; Daphniidae. The record is from RefSeq and is a predicted model, not a curated record. The transcript is spliced from 5 exons. The coding region runs from base 4 to 399 and encodes 131 amino acids.
AUUAUGGACCUGCAGCAUCAAUUAUUGCAACAGCACAAAAUAUUAAAUAACAGCAAAGCUAAGGAUGCUCAAAGUUUGAGUCUACAAGCUCAGCUAGGGGAAAAAAACAAAUUGGAACGGAACAGUUUCCAAACAGUGAAGGAGGUUUUUCAAAACUCUUCCCUAACUGAAAGUGAGGAUGAGUUGGCGUUAGGCGAACACAGUCAGUUAUUCAGUCCACCACCUGACAGUGUGUUAAAUUUAAAUUCUGUUAGUGCUGCACUAAAAGAAUUGUUAAUAAUAAGUCCAUGCAGCGAAGGAAGUGAAGAAUUGUGGGACCGUAUUUGGGCCGAAAAUGGGUGUGGUACGGAAACUCAGAAAUGGCAUGAGUUCAACAUAAAACAUGGAUUAGAAUUUUAGCGGGGGAUCAAGUAAAAUCUGGAAGUGUUACAGGAUGCAAGAGUGAGCCUACAGUUGAAAAACACUGAAAGUGCAUUACCAUUAAGGUAUGAGCUGCUUCUCUUGCUAAAGAACAACUUGUCCUUUACGUUCAAGGUGUUGGUGAAACUGGGUACUUAAAUGGCUCUAAAGAUGUUUCACUUCGCUGGCAUUGCAGCGAUGAACAUCAUACAUGGACUUUUUAGGAAAGGAUUUUCAGCAUACUGGGAACACAACUAUCAACAAUGCAACAUUCUAUGGGUGCUGUUUUAUCAUUCAAGAGCCUUAUACAAUGAUUUUCAUCUGCAAUUUGUAUGGCCUUUCCCAAGCUUCUGCCAUAAGUUGAAUCUAUGAGUCAUGUAAGUCACAUGAGCAACAAUUGAGAUGCUUAAUGGUGUUGUUUUUCUUUUCUCAGUAUAGGUUAAUAGUAACAUUGGAUCUGAAAAGAUUCUUGGUUGGGGCAAGACACUGAAUAAAUUGUAAUGAUUGAAUGGAUGACAUGACAUUUCUAUACUUAAUUCGAAUUCCCGAGACGGUAUUUUAUAUUUAAAAAAUUGAAGUGCAUAUCUGGGCUCCCUUCUUUCUGUAGCCCCGUUUCCCUUAAAUUUUUAAUAAGCCCGUAGGGGGUCAUGCCCCUACUGUACGGUAUAUUUAAAAACAACAUAUACCGAGGUUUGGAGGGCUCUGGCCGGAAAGGGGACGUGGGGUGUCCGCUUAGUCCGAUGAUGUGUUCACGGAGGGCGAUGUGGCUGCCCACAAAUCCGAACUAAAGGUUAAUCGCUCCUGUAAAAAUGUUCCAAAUCUUCAGCUCUCCUUCCGGCUUCUCUUAGCCAAUCACCGGGUAAUCUCCCCGGUGGGUCAACAAGGCAGUG